Messenger RNA from Bubalus bubalis (water buffalo), 4383 nucleotides. It is a transcript of the gene SF3B1, whose product is annotated as splicing factor 3b subunit 1. The coding region runs from base 144 to 4058 and encodes 1304 amino acids. Gene Ontology annotation, cellular component: catalytic step 2 spliceosome; U12-type spliceosomal complex; U2-type prespliceosome. The transcript is spliced from 25 exons. Gene Ontology annotation, molecular function: mRNA binding. Lineage: Eukaryota; Metazoa; Chordata; Mammalia; Artiodactyla; Bovidae. Gene Ontology annotation, biological process: spliceosomal complex assembly. The record is from RefSeq and is a predicted model, not a curated record.
GCUCUGUCACGUGUCCCCGACCGAGCGCGCUCCCGCUUGGCGCUUGCGCAGAGAGCGGCCCCCAGCUAUUUUUCUCCGUGGCAGCGGCGACGAGCGGAAGUUCUUGGGAGCGCCAGUUCCGUCUGUGUGUUCGAGUGGACAAAAUGGCGAAGAUCGCCAAGACUCACGAAGAUAUUGAAGCACAGAUCCGAGAAAUUCAAGGCAAGAAGGCAGCUCUUGAUGAAGCUCAAGGAGUGGGCCUUGAUUCUACGGGUUAUUAUGACCAGGAAAUUUACGGUGGAAGUGACAGCAGGUUUGCUGGAUAUGUGACAUCAAUUGCUGCAACUGAACUUGAAGAUGAUGACGAUGACUACUCAUCAUCUACAAGUUUGCUUGGUCAGAAGAAGCCAGGAUAUCAUGCCCCUGUGGCAUUGCUUAAUGAUAUACCACAGUCAACAGAACAGUAUGAUCCAUUUGCUGAGCAUCGACCUCCGAAGAUUGCAGAUCGGGAAGAUGAAUACAAAAAGCACAGGCGGACCAUGAUAAUUUCCCCUGAGCGUCUUGAUCCUUUUGCAGAUGGAGGGAAGACCCCUGAUCCUAAAAUGAAUGCUAGGACUUACAUGGAUGUAAUGCGAGAACAGCAUUUAACUAAAGAAGAGAGAGAAAUUAGGCAACAGCUAGCAGAAAAAGCUAAGGCUGGAGAACUAAAAGUCGUCAAUGGAGCAGCAGCAUCCCAGCCUCCCUCAAAACGGAAACGACGUUGGGAUCAAACAGCUGAUCAGACUCCUGGUGCCACUCCAAAAAAGCUAUCAAGUUGGGAUCAAGCAGAGACCCCUGGACAUACCCCUUCCUUAAGAUGGGAUGAAACACCAGGUCGUGCAAAGGGAAGUGAAACUCCUGGAGCAACCCCAGGCUCAAAAAUAUGGGAUCCUACCCCUAGUCACACACCUGCGGGAGCUGCUACUCCUGGACGAGGCGAUACACCAGGCCACGCAACACCAGGCCAUGGAGGCGCAACUUCCAGUGCUCGUAAAAACAGAUGGGAUGAGACCCCCAAAACAGAAAGAGAUACUCCUGGGCAUGGAAGUGGAUGGGCUGAGACUCCUCGAACAGAUCGAGGUGGAGAUUCCAUUGGUGAAACGCCAACUCCUGGAGCCAGUAAAAGAAAGUCACGUUGGGAUGAAACACCAGCUAGUCAGAUGGGUGGAAGCACUCCUGUUCUGACCCCUGGAAAGACACCAAUUGGCACGCCAGCCAUGAACAUGGCCACCCCUACUCCAGGUCAUAUAAUGAGUAUGACUCCUGAGCAGCUUCAGGCUUGGCGGUGGGAGCGAGAAAUUGAUGAGAGAAAUCGCCCGUUGUCUGAUGAAGAAUUAGAUGCUAUGUUCCCAGAAGGAUAUAAGGUACUUCCCCCUCCAGCUGGAUAUGUUCCUAUUCGAACUCCAGCUCGAAAGCUGACAGCAACUCCAACACCUUUGGGUGGUAUGACAGGUUUCCACAUGCAAACAGAAGAUAGAACUAUGAAAAACGUUAAUGACCAACCAUCUGGAAAUCUUCCAUUUUUAAAACCUGAUGAUAUUCAGUACUUUGAUAAACUUUUGGUUGAUGUCGAUGAAUCAACUCUUAGUCCAGAAGAGCAAAAAGAGAGAAAAAUAAUGAAGUUGCUUUUAAAAAUUAAGAAUGGAACACCUCCUAUGAGAAAGGCUGCAUUGCGUCAGAUUACUGAUAAAGCUCGUGAAUUUGGAGCUGGUCCUUUGUUUAAUCAGAUUCUUCCUCUGCUGAUGUCACCUACACUUGAGGAUCAAGAGCGUCAUUUACUUGUGAAAGUUAUUGAUAGAAUAUUAUACAAACUUGAUGACUUAGUUCGACCAUAUGUACACAAGAUCCUAGUGGUCAUUGAACCAUUGUUGAUUGAUGAAGAUUACUACGCUCGAGUGGAAGGCAGAGAGAUUAUUUCUAAUUUGGCAAAGGCUGCUGGACUGGCUACUAUGAUCUCUACCAUGAGACCUGAUAUAGAUAACAUGGAUGAGUAUGUCCGUAACACAACAGCUAGAGCUUUUGCUGUUGUAGCCUCUGCUCUGGGCAUUCCUUCAUUAUUGCCUUUCUUAAAAGCUGUGUGCAAAAGCAAGAAGUCCUGGCAAGCGAGACACACUGGUAUAAAGAUUGUACAGCAGAUAGCUAUUCUCAUGGGCUGUGCCAUCUUGCCACAUCUCAGAAGUUUAGUUGAAAUCAUUGAACAUGGUCUUGUGGAUGAGCAGCAAAAAGUUCGGACCAUUAGUGCUUUGGCCAUUGCUGCCUUGGCUGAAGCAGCAACCCCUUAUGGUAUUGAAUCUUUCGAUUCUGUGUUAAAGCCUCUAUGGAAGGGUAUCCGCCAACACAGAGGAAAGGGUCUUGCGGCUUUCUUAAAGGCUAUUGGGUAUCUUAUUCCUCUUAUGGAUGCAGAAUAUGCCAACUACUAUACUAGAGAAGUGAUGUUAAUUCUUAUUCGAGAAUUCCAGUCUCCUGAUGAAGAAAUGAAGAAAAUUGUGCUAAAGGUGGUAAAGCAGUGUUGUGGAACAGAUGGUGUAGAAGCAAACUACAUUAAAACAGAGAUCCUUCCUCCCUUUUUUAAACACUUUUGGCAACAUAGAAUGGCUUUGGAUAGAAGAAAUUACCGACAGUUAGUUGAUACUACUGUGGAGUUGGCAAACAAAGUAGGUGCAGCAGAAAUUAUAUCCAGGAUUGUGGAUGAUCUAAAAGAUGAAGCUGAACAGUACAGAAAAAUGGUUAUGGAGACAAUUGAGAAAAUUAUGGGCAACUUGGGAGCAGCAGAUAUUGAUCAUAAACUUGAAGAACAACUGAUUGAUGGUAUUCUUUAUGCUUUCCAAGAACAGACUACAGAGGACUCAGUAAUGUUGAACGGCUUUGGUACAGUGGUCAAUGCUCUCGGCAAACGAGUCAAACCUUACUUGCCUCAGAUCUGUGGUACAGUUUUGUGGCGUUUAAAUAACAAAUCAGCAAAAGUUAGGCAGCAGGCAGCUGACUUGAUCUCUCGAACAGCUGUUGUCAUGAAGACUUGUCAAGAGGAAAAAUUGAUGGGGCAUUUGGGUGUUGUUUUGUAUGAGUACUUGGGUGAAGAGUACCCUGAAGUUUUGGGCAGCAUUCUUGGAGCACUGAAGGCCAUUGUAAAUGUAAUAGGUAUGCAUAAGAUGACCCCACCAAUUAAAGAUCUGCUGCCUAGACUCACCCCCAUCUUAAAGAAUAGGCAUGAAAAAGUACAGGAGAAUUGUAUUGAUCUUGUUGGGCGUAUUGCUGAUAGGGGAGCUGAAUAUGUGUCUGCAAGAGAAUGGAUGAGGAUUUGCUUUGAACUUUUAGAGCUCUUAAAAGCACACAAAAAAGCUAUUCGUAGAGCCACAGUCAAUACAUUUGGUUAUAUUGCGAAGGCCAUUGGCCCUCAUGAUGUAUUGGCUACACUUCUCAACAACCUAAAAGUUCAAGAAAGGCAGAACAGAGUUUGUACAACUGUGGCCAUAGCUAUUGUUGCUGAAACAUGUUCACCCUUCACAGUACUACCUGCCUUAAUGAAUGAAUACAGAGUUCCUGAACUGAAUGUUCAAAAUGGAGUGUUAAAGUCACUUUCCUUCUUGUUUGAAUAUAUUGGUGAAAUGGGAAAGGACUACAUUUAUGCUGUAACACCACUACUUGAGGAUGCUUUAAUGGAUAGGGACCUUGUACACAGACAGACUGCUAGUGCAGUGGUGCAACACAUGUCACUUGGAGUUUAUGGAUUUGGUUGCGAAGAUUCGCUGAAUCACUUGUUGAACUAUGUAUGGCCCAAUGUGUUCGAGACAUCUCCCCAUGUAAUUCAGGCAGUUAUGGGGGCCCUGGAGGGUCUGAGAGUUGCGAUUGGACCAUGUAGAAUGCUACAGUAUUGUUUACAGGGUUUGUUUCACCCAGCCCGGAAAGUCAGAGAUGUGUAUUGGAAAAUUUACAACUCCAUCUACAUCGGUUCACAGGAUGCUCUCAUAGCACAUUACCCAAGAAUCUACAACGAUGAUAAGAACACCUAUAUUCGUUAUGAACUUGACUAUAUCUUGUAACUUUAUUGUUUAUUUUGUGUUUACUGCACAGCUGUUUCACACCUUAAACUUGCUUUGAUUUGGUGAUGUAAACUUUUAAACAUUGCAGAUCAGCGUAGAACUGGUCAUAGAGAAAGAGCUAGAAAUCCAGUAGCAUGAUUUUUAAAUAACCUUUGUUUUUGAUGUUAAGCAGUAAACGCCAGUAGUGACCAAGAACACAGUGAUUACACACACUAUACUGGAGGGCUUUCAUUUUUAAUUCAUGUUUAUGAAGAUUUAGAAUUCAUUCCUUGUGUUUAAAGGGAAUGUUUAAUUGAGAAAUAAACAUUUGUGUACAAAAUGCUAA